Messenger RNA from Penicillium hordei, 711 nucleotides. RefSeq lists its product as uncharacterized. The coding region runs from base 1 to 711 and encodes 236 amino acids. The record is from RefSeq and is a predicted model, not a curated record. The transcript has a single exon. Gene Ontology annotation, cellular component: nucleus; cytoplasm. Lineage: Eukaryota; Fungi; Ascomycota; Eurotiomycetes; Eurotiales; Aspergillaceae.
AUGAUAGGUACUGCGCCCUCCGUUCCUGGCCCCUACCUCUGCUACUCGACAGACUUCGAUCCUGUCAGUAUGAGGGCCGCUCAUGCUUUGGUUGAAGAGACAUUUGAGACCCAAGGACCCUUCGAUGGGGUCUUUGGCUUUAGCCAGGGGGCAGCAGUUUUAAUCGCUUAUCUGCUCGACCAGAUCGCCAAAUAUCCAGAAAGGCCUCUUCCCGUUCGAUUUGGGAUUUUCUGCUCGACGGUACCAAUAAUUGCCACAGACCCAGCCUACUACCGAUCCGUGUUCGGCUCCCUCUCCCCAGAGGACGAACAGCGUCUUCGCUCUGGUCAAGAUGACCAGCUAUCCCAGCUCCCAGAACCAGCUCAAGCUUCUGCCAAGGUGCUGGCCGAGGUCAUUGAUGUACUGGAGCCAAUCAUCCGUAAGUCCCGUAUAAGCUUUCUGGAUCGCCAGCCGUUGGACGUCCCAUGCGCUUUGCAUCCAGAUCUGUACGAGCCGCGUCUAUCGUUUCCAACCCUUCAUGUUCGUGCGAAGAAUGAUCCACCAGCGCUGAGACGGUGCUCAUUGUUGACUGAGAGUUUUUGUCUCCCUAAGUGGCGACGAUCUUUCGAGCAUAGCGCCGUGCAUAGCCUCCCGCGGUCCGCAGCGGAGGUGCAGGAUAUGGUGUCUGCCAUGAGGUGGGUGAUUGAACGGAGUCAACGGUCGAACUUAUAA